AUGUCUCAUCCGGAAAGAAAAACUUUGAGCGAGCUGGAUUCCCGCAUUGCUGCCAUGGAAAGAAGACUGAACAAUGCAAAAGCAGCCAGGGAUUCCUUCGUGGACUUCUUGAAAUCAAAAUAUCCACUAUGGAGUACUUCAUUGGCGAGCAGAACAUCAUAUGCGUCAAAAGACACCAUUGUGAAUCGCUUAGCUACCUCUGACUACAUCUGGGAUGAAGAAUGGGACCGAAGGGCGAGGGUCCCGCGGCAGUCCACGCAACAACAACGCCUCUAUGAAGACGUCCCCAACGGGGGACCACUUUUACUGUCAGAUGUGGAUCGUGUAAGACGUCGACUAAAGGAAAUUGCACGUAAUUUGAGCGUUAUGAGAGAAACACGACUUAAUCUUACAACUGAGGAUUACUUCAGAAGUCUGGUAAACGUGGAAGCAGAAAGUCAACACGACCAUUCCACGAUGCUGGCAGUUCGGAAUCGUCUCAACAACAUCUCCUUGACAACAUUUGAACCAAUUGUUGCACCAAAUACUGAAAGGAUUGCUUUGAUGAAAUACGAAGAAGAACGCGAUAAGCGUUUUGCUGAGGUGAAAGCCGAACGACUCCUACAGACAUCAGUGGAGCCAGAGAAAACAGAUCCUCAAGCUACAUCUCUUGUUUCACAAACAGCGAUGGUCCCAGCAGUUUCGGUUCCCGAUGUGAAGAAGGAGAUAAGAGUGGGCUCGAGUGAAUCUCAAACUAAACAACCGCUCAUAUCUGAACCACUUGCUCAAGGAGGAAAGGUGAUUUCAAAAGGAGAGGAAAGAGCUGAAGUCGUAAAUCCUCCGCUAAAAGAGAUCAGCCCUCCCUCAGCUCCUUCAACUGUUGGACAAGCGGCUAGCGCUUACAAGAAAACGAUUGAUCUUUUUCCUCAACGUAACAACAGCGACACGGAUGACGACAUCGGUAUUCCUGGCGGCUUAACAUCGAUCCUUCAAAACCAACCAUUCAAACCAGCAACGGAACCAACUGUGCACCAGAGCAGUGUCGGCAUACUAUCUCAGUAUCUGGCAGCGGCAUCCACAAAAACAAAGGACACCACUCCGUCAGACAGCGAUGACGAUUUCUUCAAGUAA
Necator americanus (New World hookworm) is the source of this 1110-nucleotide messenger RNA. RefSeq lists its product as uncharacterized. NCBI's taxonomy places the organism in Eukaryota, Metazoa, Nematoda, Chromadorea, Rhabditida, Ancylostomatidae. Bases 1 to 1110 code for a protein of 369 amino acids. The transcript has 8 exons. The record is from RefSeq and is a predicted model, not a curated record.